This is a messenger RNA of Ananas comosus (pineapple), 1399 nucleotides long. Its product is annotated as probable cysteine protease RD19D. Gene Ontology annotation, cellular component: lysosome. The transcript has 4 exons. NCBI's taxonomy places the organism in Eukaryota, Viridiplantae, Streptophyta, Magnoliopsida, Poales, Bromeliaceae. Gene Ontology annotation, molecular function: cysteine-type endopeptidase activity. Bases 47 to 1135 code for a protein of 362 amino acids. The record is from RefSeq and is a predicted model, not a curated record.
CCUCCUAUAUCAGUAAAGUGGAAACGAGGAAAGCGACCGUAAAAUAAUGGAAGGGGAACUCCGGAGCUCGUUAUCCGUCGCUGCGCUCUCCCUCGUCCUCCUCUUAACGCGCGCCGCGGGCGCAUCUUACGAGGCGGGCCCCAGGAUCCGGCAGGUGACGUCAGCCCUAGGGAGCCCGGAGGCGGAGUUCGAGGCGUUCGUGCGGGGGUACGGGAAGGAGUACGGGGACCGGGCGGAGUACGCUCACCGGCUGGGGGUGUUCGCGCGGAACAUGGUCCGCGCGGCGGAGCACCAGAUCCUGGACCCCACCGCGGAGCACGGGAUCACGCCCUUCUCCGACCUCACCGAGGACGAGUUCGAGGCGCGGCUCACGGGCCUCGGGGCGAGGGAGAGGAAGGGGCACUGGCACCCGACCGCGCCGGAGACGGACGUGGAGGGCCUCCCCUCGAGCUUCGAUUGGAGGGAGAAGGGAGCGGUUACGGACGUUAAGACGCAGGGCGUGUGUGGAUCGUGCUGGGCAUUUAGCACAACCGGAGCGGUGGAAGGCGCGAACUUUGCAGCAACUGGGAAGCUCCUGAGCCUCAGUGAGCAGCAACUCAUUGACUGUGACCAUACAUGCGAUGCUGUGGAGAAAGACGAGUGCGACAACGGGUGCAACGGCGGGCUCAUGACGAACGCCUACCGCUACCUGAUGCAAGCGGGUGGACUGGAAGAGGAGAGAUCUUACCCUUACACUGGAAAGCAAGGGGAGUGCAAGUUCAACAAAGACAAGAUCGCCGUUCGCAUCGCAAACUUCACAAACAUACCUCUUGAUGAGGAUCAAAUCAUGGCUAAUCUCGUUCGCCGCGGGCCUCUUGCAGUUGGUCUGAAUGCGGCUUUCAUGCAGACUUAUAUCCGAGGGGUGUCCUGCCCGCUGAUAUGCCCGAAGAAGUGGGUGAACCAUGGCGUGCUUCUCGUCGGUUACGGGUCCAGAGGAUUUUCGAUCCUCAGGCUCGGAUACAAGCCGUAUUGGAUCAUAAAGAACUCGUGGGGUGAGCACUGGGGAGAAAACGGAUACUACCGACUUUGCAGGGGACAUAACAUUUGCGGCAUAGAUAGCAUGGUGUCUGCAGUAGCAGCCUCGCCGUCGAGGUAGAUGUCGUGUGCUUGGAUGUUCGCAAGUUAACUGCAUCAAGUCUCUUUAAUCUUUGUCUUUACGAAUGCUUAACGUUCCGACCUUUUGUGCUUACAUGAGUCAUUCUGUAUGUGGCAUGGCGAUAGCGAACAAUAGCGUUUUGAUUUAGUAGCUAGCUUACAUCCUCAGGUGCCUUGCAGCCGUAUUAUGUUUAGAAUGAAGCAAUAAUGAUUAGCAUUACCUUUUGUUUUACUAAAGUUUUUGGUUAUCAAGUAGUUGGCACCA